AUGAACGACGAAGUAGAACCUUUCAGAAGAAACCUAACAGAAUGUGCCCGACAAGUGAAAGCGUCGAUGGUCGACGUGGAAAACUUUUUGAAAAGGAUACCACAAUCCACGUUACAAGGUAAAUGCUUCGUCGCUUGUAUUUUGAAAAGAAAUUCAAUAAUAAAAAAUAAUAAAAUCCUAAAAGAAAAUCUAUUGGAAGCGAAUAAAGCUGUAUAUGGUGAAGAUAGUGAAGUAUUGUCGAGACUAAAAACUGCUAUAUCAGAAUGUAAUGAUAUUGUAGAAGGUAUUUUCGAAAUUUGUGAAUUUGCAUCUGUUUUUAAUGAUUGUAUGCAUAUGAAGAUGGAGCAUAUUUUGGAUAAAGUGACUAUGGAGAGGCGGAUGGAAGCGUUAGGUCAAAUGACUUCGGAUCCAGAUUUAUGGACUGAUGAAGAAGAUGAAUUACUAAAAUUAGUCAAAGAUGAACUC
This is a messenger RNA of Brenthis ino (lesser marbled fritillary), 465 nucleotides long. NCBI's taxonomy places the organism in Eukaryota, Metazoa, Arthropoda, Insecta, Lepidoptera, Nymphalidae. The record is from the annotation of a GenBank genome assembly.